Schistocerca piceifrons (Central American locust) is the source of this 483-nucleotide messenger RNA. Its product is annotated as UPF0450 protein C17orf58-like. NCBI's taxonomy places the organism in Eukaryota, Metazoa, Arthropoda, Insecta, Orthoptera, Acrididae. The transcript is spliced from 2 exons. The record is from RefSeq and is a predicted model, not a curated record. The coding region runs from base 1 to 483 and encodes 160 amino acids.
AUGGCGCCCACGAGCGACACGUCGGGUCUGGAGCGACCAAGCACACGGCCGGCGGGAAGAGGAACAGGAGCAGGAGGCGGAGGAGAGGAGACUGAGGCUCCCGGCCUGGCGGGCCGCGAGCGCUGCGUGUCUGAAAGACUGCCGCCGCCGCUGGCCGGCCGGAGAGGCCCUCGCCUCGCCUCGCCUCGCCUCGCCUCGCCGCGCCUGGCCCGCAGGCAUCCCGCCGCCCGCAGCGCCCCGGCGCGGGUCUUCGGCGUCGGCGCAGUAGGCGCGCAGCGCGCUCGCCCGCCGCUCGCCUCAGUCUGUGGCAGUCGGGCCGCGCGCGCACAUCCCAGGCGAGACGCCGCCGCCGCUGCCGCUGGCCUCGCAGCCGCCGUGCCGCCGCUCAGCGCCAUGCCGUCUACCGCCGCCGCGCGACGCCUCCGCGCGCUGCCGUCGCCGACGCAGCCCGAGCCGCGCCUAACGACGCAACCCCGUGAUUGA